Messenger RNA from Ylistrum balloti, 573 nucleotides. RefSeq lists its product as uncharacterized. The record is from RefSeq and is a predicted model, not a curated record. Gene Ontology annotation, molecular function: nucleic acid binding. Bases 1 to 573 code for a protein of 190 amino acids. Gene Ontology annotation, biological process: DNA integration. Lineage: Eukaryota; Metazoa; Mollusca; Bivalvia; Pectinida; Pectinidae. The transcript has a single exon.
AUGGUUAAGACCGGAGUGAAACAUACUCUUGUACCUCCGUACCAUUCCGCAUCACAUGGUGCAGCGGAGCGGUCUGUGCUAAUCCUUAAGUGGGCACUCCUGAAACAGGUUUUAAACAGUGAUGGACAGUAUUCCAUGCAGCAUCGCCUUAGUAACUUUUUGUUGAAGUACCGGUCAACACCUCACUCUGUAACAGGUGUGUCUCCCGCGGAAUUGUUUUUGAAGAGACAACUCCGAAACAAAUUUUCGCUCUUACAACCUAAUUUGGAGGGGAGAGUUAGUCGUAGGCAAAUGAUUCAAAAGAAACAUCAUGACAAAGGGCGAGUGAAAGUUAGAUCAUUUGUGGUGAACCAGACAGUUCGUGUCAGGAAUUUUCGCGGAGGACUGGAGAAAUGGGUUCCAGGGAAGAUUGUAAAACAGUUGGGUCCCUUGACCUACUUAGUGCGCGUCGGACCAAAUAUUCGGUAUGCACAUGUCGAUCAUGUCGUGUCAUCGGGAGAGGAAAUACUCAAUGAUGGACCAACAAAAAUGGAGACUGAAAGUGUAGUUGACACAAGUUUACCUACAAGUUAA